Molecule: messenger RNA, 1092 nt
Organism: Colletotrichum orchidophilum
Lineage: Eukaryota; Fungi; Ascomycota; Sordariomycetes; Glomerellales; Glomerellaceae
Exons: 2
Coding region: 1-1092 (363 amino acids)
Molecular function (GO): protein binding
Source: RefSeq, a predicted model, not a curated record
AUGUUCCGCCUCGCGACAGUUCCCACCCGCGGCCGCGGCGGCAGGCAACUCGCAGCCGGCCUCACCACGCCGCCGUCAACACGGGUUUCAGCACCGGCACCGGCACCAACAAUGACAACCACAAGGACGCUAAAGACAAAGGGCAAACUCCGCCCUGCCCCGGGGCUUGAAAGGAAAGCCUCAAAAGCGAACCAGAACAAGCCUUUGGAACUCGUCCUCGAGCCCCGGUCGCUCACCGAGUUCAAGAUACGGAUCCGCGAGAUUGAAAAACUGCACGUCACGGCGGAACGGGCUCACGAUAUCUACAUGAAGUACAUGAAGGCCCUCGCCCGGGACGACAAACCAAAAGACUGGCAAAAGAACUUCAUCAAAGAAAACAACUUCAUGGCAGCCGAGCUCCACGAAACGGCCGGCAUCCUCUUUGAGAUGCGCAACAGGACCGAGAGCGAGUUCAUCCUCCGGGCCAACAUGAUGGAGGCCUCCGCCGGCCUCGGCUUCGACGCCGCCGCCCUGACCCUCGGCCGCUGCCUCUGGCUAAAUAACCUCCGCAAAGGCGACUAUUACGACUGGGACCACCCGCGCUGGGAAAACGCCCGCAUACGGUGCCAGGCCCUCUUCGCCGAGGGCCGCGACGCAAACGCCAUGGUCCUCUCCGGCCUCCUCCACCUCAAGCGCAAGACGUCCCGCGACGACUACCUCGCCCUCGAGGCCUUUGCCCAGGCCCUCGAGCUCGGCAAGGACGCCGCCCACUUUGACUGGCUCGGCACCGCGCUCGAGGGCCAGGGCGACGCCUACCUGCGGCUGGGCGAGAAGGCGAAAGCAGAAGAAUCCUUUGUGGCGCUGGCCACUUUGGGCUACGCACGCGGGUAUCAUCGCCUAGCCAAGAUAUUCCCCGACGCGCCCGAGACCAUGGGGUUCCUGUGGAAGGCGGCCGCAGCAGGCAUUACGAGUUCGUACGAGCUCCUGGUGGAGUUGUGCGAGAAGAGGCGCAGGGAUUGCGUGGCGAAAGGCGAUAUGAGGUCCGCAGAGGACUACGAGCGUGACGCUACGGAGUGGACGCGGAUAUUAAAGGCGUCAAAGGCCCCUCGGUAA